CGCAGAGAUCGCAGCAGUCAAUCAAGAUGGCGAAGCCUACCAGGAUCUGCUGCAUCGGUGCUGGCUAUGUCGGAGGCCCCACGAUGGCGAUGAUUGCCUUAAAGUGCCCCGAGAUCAUCGUCACUGUGGUUGACCUGAACGAGAGCCGCAUCAAUGCCUGGAACAGUGAGACGCUGCCCAUCUAUGAGCCUGGGCUUUUCGAGGUCGUGAAGGCCUGCAGGGGCAAGAACCUCUUUUUCUCGACGGACUGCCGCUACCACGUUGCGCAGGCAGACAUCGUCUUCGUGAGUGUGAACACACCCACCAAGAUGUCUGGAGUGGGGGCGGGCAAGGCAGCAGACCUGGCCUACUGGGAGGGGGCUGCUCGCAUGAUCGCCUCUGUUUCCACAUCCUCCAAGAUCAUUGUGGAGAAGAGCACCGUGCCUGUGAAGACCGCAGAGGCCAUCGGCAAGGUGCUGAGGAGGAACUGCCCCCACCCGGACGUCCAGUUUGAGAUCCUGUCCAACCCGGAGUUCCUGGCAGAGGGCACCGCCAUCCAGGACCUCACCAACCCCGAUAGGGUGCUGAUCGGCGGGAAGGAGACAGAGAGCGGGCGCGCGGCGGUGGCUGCGCUGGCGUCGGUGUACGCGCACUGGGUGCCGGCCGAGCGCAUCCUGUGCGCCAACCUGUGGAGCGCGGAGCUGUCCAAGCUGACGGCCAACGCCAUGCUGGCGCAGCGCAUCUCCUCCGUUAACUCCAUCUCAGCGCUCUGCGAGGCCACCGGCGCCGACGUGCAGCAGGUCGCCCACGCCCUCGGCACAGACAGCCGCAUUGGCCCCAAGUUCCUGAACGCCAGCGUGGGCUUUGGAGGCUCCUGCUUCCAAAAGGACAUCCUCAACCUGGUCUACAUCUGUGAGAGCGUGGGCCUGAAGAGGGUGGCGGACUACUGGCACUCGGUGAUCCAGAUCAACGACUACCAGAAGCACCGCUUUGUGGAGAUGGUCAUUGGCAGCAUGUUCAACACCGUCUCCGGCAAGAAGAUCGCCAUCCUCGGCUUCGCCUUCAAGAAGGACACUGGCGACACCCGUGAGACGCCCGCCAUCGAUGUGUGCCACGGCCUCAUUGCGGACGACGCGCGGCUGAGCAUCUACGACCCACAGGUCCAGCAGGACCAGAUCUUCAGGGACCUUUCGAUGCCCAAGUUCCAGUGGGACCACCCGAUGCUGCCCAACGGCGCCCAGGUUCCCUUCUCUUCGCGCGAAAUCGACCGCACCGUCAGCGUCUCCUCAGACCCCUACAAGGCAUGCGCGGGGUCGCAUGCGCUGUGCGUGAUGACGGAGUGGGACGAGUUCAAGGCGCUGGACUUCGACCGUAUCUUUGCCAGCAUGAGCAAGCCCGCGUUUGUGUUUGACGGCCGCAACAUUCUGGACCACGAGCGCCUCCGCUCCAUUGGCUUCAUUGUCUACGCCCUGGGCAAGCCUCUGGAGCCCUUCCUGCAGAAGCAGUAGCGCGCUGGCCGGAUUCCGGUGCCAGCCAUGCCAGGGGCGUUUGCCUGGAGCGUGCAGGGGGGGAUGUAGUGACAGUCAUGCGCAUGCAUGCAAGGGGUCUGGCCCAGAUCUGAUCCCUUCCUGCAGAAGCAAUAGCAUGCAGGAGGGAGCGUGGGUGCCAGCCAUUGCAUGCAUGCGUGCAUGGGGGUCUGUGGCCAUUAGUGCAAAGGCGGGAACGUGGUUGCCAGCGAUGCGCUUGCAUGCAAGGGAGGAGGGUGUUGCCAGGCAAUGCCAGCCAUGCGCAUGCAUGGAAGCGGCCCUGUGGCCGGUACUCAGCAGGAGGGAGCAUGCCGCCAGCCAUGCGCAUGCAAAGGGGGCGUGUGUGACAGCCCAUGGACCAGCUGGGCUGGAUACAUAGAACAUCGAAGUGGAGGUGUCUGCAUGACAGGGGUCACUUUUCCUGUGGUGCCAGUAGGGGAAGAGUGCCAUGGGGCACUGUAGGGGAUGUAGAACAUUGCUAGAUUUAGAGGAAUACAAUAUGCGUCCAUGUCCAAGCUUUGUCUGUUAGUAAACGCAGUGCUGUGAAACAGUGACACGUCUCGGUUGCCGUUUCAAAACGUUUCUCUGCGAUUCUUUUCCUGCCAGGUUGCCGAACAAAAAAAAAUGAGACAGCCAUGGUAUCCUGUGAAGGCUGUGCCUUCUGAUCAGUGAGCAAGAAUUGAUAGGACCUAGAUUGGCACGAUCAGUGUGUGCUGUUGCAAUGCAUAUGCCUAUGACAACUUUUUCCAACAUAACAUCUGAAGAUGAUAGAACUGCUGUGGCAUUAAUCAGUGAUUGGCUGUAAUGGCCCUGAUGUUGCCAAGAAUCCACAUGAAAAGAUGAAUUCACUUAGUCAAGCGAGGGUAGUGAGGCUAUUGAAAGAGGUUGUGCACCUGCCCUUGUAAAUACCCACACCAUGACAGAUACCCAGGAGCUCCUUGAGAUUCCUCCGGUGCGAUAGGAUUUCAUGGAAUAUUGCAAAGUGCGUCUGAAAGUC
Messenger RNA from Coccomyxa subellipsoidea C-169, 2502 nucleotides. Its product is annotated as UDP-glucose 6-dehydrogenase. Gene Ontology annotation, biological process: glycosaminoglycan biosynthetic process. The record is from RefSeq and is a predicted model, not a curated record. NCBI's taxonomy places the organism in Eukaryota, Viridiplantae, Chlorophyta, Trebouxiophyceae, Coccomyxaceae. The transcript has 10 exons. Gene Ontology annotation, molecular function: NAD binding; UDP-glucose 6-dehydrogenase activity. Gene Ontology annotation, cellular component: cytosol; nucleus. Bases 27 to 1487 code for a protein of 486 amino acids.